Molecule: messenger RNA, 1392 nt
Organism: Lampris incognitus (smalleye Pacific opah)
Lineage: Eukaryota; Metazoa; Chordata; Actinopteri; Lampriformes; Lampridae
Product: gamma-enolase
Exons: 9
Coding region: 16-1044 (342 amino acids)
Biological process (GO): glycolytic process
Cellular component (GO): phosphopyruvate hydratase complex
Molecular function (GO): phosphopyruvate hydratase activity; magnesium ion binding
Source: RefSeq, a predicted model, not a curated record
GAGCAGUUGGACAACAUGAUGAUCGAGAUGGACGGCACAGAAAACAAGUCCCAGUUCGGAGCCAACGCCAUCCUGGGAGUGUCUCUGGCCAUCUGUAAGGCCGGCGCGUCAGAGAAAGACGUCCCCCUGUACCGCCAUAUAGCCGACCUGGCUGGAAACACAGAGCUCGUGCUGCCAGUUCCUGCCUUCAACGUGAUCAACGGAGGCUCGCACGCCGGCAACAAGCUGGCCAUGCAGGAGUUCAUGGUUCUUCCUGUGGGGGCAGAGUCUUUCAAAGAGGCGUUGAGGAUAGGAGCGGAGCUGUACCACACGCUGAAGGGGGUGAUCCAGGAGAAGUACGGCCGGGACGCCAUCAACGUAGGGGACGAGGGGGGCUUCGCUCCCAACAUCCUGGAGAACAGCGAAGCCCUGGACCUGCUGCAGACCGCCAUAGAGAAGGCGGGCUUCACAGAUAAGGUGGUGGUGGGCAUGGACGUGGCUGCCUCAGAGUUCUACCGCGACGGAAAAUACGACCUGGACUUCAAGUCUCCACCGGAUCCGGAGCGACACAUCACCGGCGAAGAGCUGGCUGACAUCUACCAGGGCUUCGUCAACAACUACCCAGUGGUGUCCAUCGAGGACCCGUUCGACCAGGACGACUGGGAGGCAUGGUCCCGCCUGACGGCCCAGGUGGGGAUCCAGGUUGUGGGAGACGACCUGACGGUGACCAACCCCAAGAGAAUAGAGAAGGCCGCAGAGGAGCGCGCCUGCAACUGCCUGCUGCUCAAAGUCAACCAGAUAGGAUCCGUGACCGAAGCCAUCCAGGCGUGUAAGCUGGCCCAGGCUAACGGCUGGGGUGUGAUGGUCAGCCAUCGCUCAGGCGAGACAGAGGACACCUUUAUCGCUGACCUGGUGGUGGGACUCUGCACUGGACAGAUUAAGACCGGUGCUCCCUGCAGAUCUGAGAGGCUGGCCAAGUACAACCAUCUCAUGAGGAUCGAGGAGGAGUUGGGUGACCAAGCUCGUUUUGCAGGCCAUAACUUCAGGAACCCCAGUGCUCUGUGAGACGGACAUCCCACCGGACGGACGGACGGACAAAGCCACCGACUUUACUGACAGGCUGACUGACCACAACAGACCACCUGACAGACCACCGGUGGUGAAGACACCGACUCAGACACGAUGUUGCAUAGAGACAAACUGGCACACACAGAUCGAUGAAAGACACGAAUACAAAAAGUAUACAAAAGAACACAAACAAGCAGCAAACAAAAACAAUAUGCACUGGACUCUUAGGUAGGGUGAUGAUGCUUUACACAGACACACACACACACGCACACGCAGACCCACAAGGGAAGAAACCACUGAACUACUACUACACAAACCUAAAGUGGACGUGCACUGUCAAUGUAG